AUGCUGGGCUCCUACUUCCUGCGAUCGAAAGCCUCCAGCGGCACCACAGAGACUGCCGCUGGUCCAAUAUGGCUGAAUAAAAAGGUCACUCCUCUACUACAAGCACUUUCAUAUCGAGCUUGCCUCCACCCAAUACACACCAUAGUUAUUGUCGCCUUUUUCGCCAGUACGACAUAUAUGGGACUUUUACAAAGCAGUCUUUUUGAUGGUGCAAAGUCCACUGUAGCCGGUCGAGCGGAUUGGUUGUCUCUGCAAGAAGGCAGUCGCCAAUUGAGAGUUGGGAGUGAGACGGGAUGGAAAUGGCAACCUAGCGAUGUAGAUACCCCGGUGGGACAAGGCGUCGACCACUUGGCUCUUUUGACAUUCGUAUUCCCCGAUUCUUUCGCCGCAAGCUCUCCCCAGACCGCCCCUCUUUCAGACGCCAUCCCGUUACCACAAAACCUUUCGGUUACCGCACUGCCAUCGACUUCGAAUUUCCUUUCUCCUAUAUCACAGGAUAGCGCUUUGGCCUUUUCAGUACCAUACGCAAAUGCGCCAGAGUUCCUUGUUCAGGCACAAGAACUCCCAAAUGCAGGACCUGUGCCCAAGAGCGAGGAGCGUUAUGAAGCGGGUGCUACGAAAGAGCAUAAGAAAUGGAUAAUGAAGGCCGCGAGGGUCCCAGCAACUCGAUUUGGAAUCAGGGUUUGGGUCAAAAAUGCCUGGACCGCAUUCGUGGAUCUGCUCAAAAAUGCUGAGACUCUGGAUAUCAUUAUCAUGGUUCUCGGUUACAUUUCCAUGCACCUCACAUUCGUCUCGCUCUUCGUCUCGAUGCGCCGUAUGGGAUCCAAUUUCUGGUUGUUUGCUACUACGCUAUUUUCAUCCGUGUUUGCCUUCCUUUUCGGUCUGAUCGUCACCAGUAAGAUGGGAGUUCAGAUGAACAUGAUCCUUCUCUCCGAGGGUCUUCCAUUCUUGGUCGUCACAAUUGGAUUUGAAAAAGCCAUUGUCCUUACCAAGGCAGUCUUAUCCGCUUCCCUGGAUACACGCAGACCACAAGCCGACAAGUCCAAGAGAAUCGAGAAAAAGUACGGUAUGUCGCCAACCUCCAUUGGAUAUGCCGUUCAGGUUGCAAUUGGUGAGAAGGGUUAUGAGAUCAUCAGAGACUAUGCUAUUGAGAUUUGUAUCCUGGUUGCCGGUGCGGCUUCGCCCGUUCAGGGUGGACUUCAACAGUUCUGCUUCUUAGCUGCUUGGAUCCUCUUCUUCGACUGUCUGUUACUUUUCACUUUUUACACCGCAAUUUUGAGUAUCAAACUCGAAAUCAACCGUAUCAAGAGACAUGUUGCUCUCCGUCAGGCAUUAGAAGAUGAUGGAAUUAACCGAAAAGUUGCUGAAAAUGUCGCUCAGAGUGAUGACUGGCCGAAAGCAGAUGAUACUUCGGGUGCUCGUGAGACCACGAUCUUUGGACGAAAAGUUCGGGAUAGCAGCAUCCCAAAAUUUAAGGUUUUGAUGGUUGGUGGAUUCCUCAUCAUCAAUCUGCUCAACAUCUGUACCCUCCCCUUCCGGGGUGGUAACAACAACGCCGCAUUACCAACUGUUACGGGACUUGCGGGAAGCAGUAUCCCAGGUGUGGUUUCUUCCCCUCCUAUGGACCCAUUCAAGGUCGCUUCGAAUGGGCUGGAUUCCAUUUUCGAGUCUGCCAAGUCAUUCGACAGAUCCACAGUAGUCACGAUUCUAAGUCCGAUCAAAUACGAGCUCGAGUAUCCAUCAGUGCAUUACGCUACGCCCUCCAAAGGUCGCUCAUCUUACCAACAGGACGGAGAUGAAUUCAACGAGUACGGAAUGGGUGGGCGUGUCGUCAACAGCAUCCUCAAAAGCUUGGAAGAUCCUGUUCUGUCAAAAUGGAUUGUUGUCGCUCUUGCUUUGAGUGUAAUCUUGAACGGCUACCUUUUCAACGCAGCGAGAUGGAGCAUCAAAGAGCCUCUUCAGAUGCCACCUCAUCAUGCGGUUGAUGCAGGAGAGCUUGAUCGCGCAGAGAGAUUUAACAAUUCAGCGUCGGUACCAACUCUCAAGCUUCCAGCCAUCGACCCACAAGCUAGAGAUGAGCUGCAAACUCAGCCUCCUACACCCGCAACCACUGACGAUGAGGAUGACUUGGUCAUGUUCAAGAAGCCAUCUGAAACUCAACUUCGCCGAACACAAUCGCAAAUGGAAAAGUUUAUUAUGGAAAAGCGUACCCAUGAGCUCAACGACAGAGAAAUUGUGGAGCUGUCCAUGCAAGGAAAGAUACCUGGCUAUGCUUUAGAGAAGACCCUGAAAGAUACUACUCGAGCUGUCAAAAUUAGAAGAUCCAUAAUCUCCCGGACAGCUGCUACAGCUGAAACAACCAGCUUGCUGGAACGAUCCAAGUUGCCAUAUGAGCAUUACGACUAUGACCGCGUUCUUGGAGCUUGCUGUGAAAAUGUUAUUGGAUAUAUGCCGCUUCCAGUUGGCGUUGCUGGUCCAAUCGUUAUUGAUGGGCAAAGCUUCUUCUUGCCUAUGGCUACAACUGAGGGUGUUCUUGUCGCCAGUACCAGCCGUGGUGCUAAGGCUAUUAAUGCUGGUGGUGGUGCAGUUACCGUUGUCACUGGAGAUGGCAUGACCCGUGGACCUUGCGUUAGUUUCGAGACACUUGCGAGAGCUGGUGCUGCCAAGAAUUGGCUGGAUUCAGAACUCGGACAGACUACAAUGGCCAACGCUUUCAACUCUACUAGUAGAUUUGCUCGAUUGCAAUCUAUCAAGACCGCCAUGGCUGGAACCAAUCUCUACCCUCGGUUCAAGACGACUACUGGAGAUGCCAUGGGAAUGAACAUGAUCUCAAAGGGUGUCGAACACGCUCUUAGUGUUAUGGCCGAAAGUGGGUUCGAAGAUAUGGAUAUUAUUUCUGUCUCUGGUAACUUCUGUACCGAUAAAAAACCAGCUGCUGUCAACUGGAUAGAUGGUCGUGGAAAGAGUGUCGUUGCCGAAGCCAUUAUCCCUGGAGACGUUGUUAAAAAGGUUCUCAAGACAGAUGUCGACACGUUGGUUGAGCUCAACAUUGCCAAGAAUCUUGUCGGUAGUGCUAUGGCUGGAAGUAUUGGAGGUUUCAACGCCCAUGCUGCUAACAUCGUUACUGCCAUUUUCUUGGCCACUGGUCAGGAUCCUGCGCAGAACGUUGAGAGCAGUAAUUGUAUCACUCUAAUGAAGAAUCUCCGCGGCAACCUCCAAAUCAGCGUCUCCAUGCCAUCUAUCGAGGUCGGUACCUUGGGUGGUGGUACCAUCCUCGAACCCCAAAGCGCGAUGCUUGACCUCCUCGGCGUCCGGGGUUCUCAUCCCACAAACCCAGGUGACAAUGCCCGCAAACUCGCCCGUAUCGUCGCAGCCGGUGUCCUCGCCGGCGAACUCUCCCUCUGUUCAGCCCUCGCCGCUGGCCAUCUUGUCCGUAGUCAUAUGGCCCACAAUCGAAGUGCGCCACCCACCCGAACCAACACACCAGCUCCCUCAGGCGCCCAAACACCUGUCUCAAGCGCCGUAUCUAGCAUGCAAGAACGCGCGGGCCUAAUCAUGUCUCCGGCAGCUGUGAGCCGUGCUGCGAGGUAG
Molecule: messenger RNA, 3591 nt
Organism: Glarea lozoyensis ATCC 20868
Lineage: Eukaryota; Fungi; Ascomycota; Leotiomycetes; Helotiales; Helotiaceae
Product: Substrate-binding of HMG-CoA reductase
Exons: 2
Coding region: 1-3591 (1196 amino acids)
Biological process (GO): ergosterol biosynthetic process; coenzyme A metabolic process; isoprenoid biosynthetic process
Cellular component (GO): endoplasmic reticulum membrane; peroxisomal membrane
Molecular function (GO): protein binding; hydroxymethylglutaryl-CoA reductase (NADPH) activity
Source: RefSeq, a predicted model, not a curated record